AACAAACGGAUCAUAUACAUAGCCGAUUGCUGCUAGUUGAUGCUAGUUGCUUACAAUCUGCUUUUAUGCUUACAUUCUCAAUCACACAAAUGUAUUAAGAUAGCAAGUUCUACAAACCUUUCUACUGAUAUUCUCAAGCAGCAUGCGGUGAAUUACGUAGUUUAAAAAAAAUUGAAAAACAAGGUAGAGAUCAGAUCCAACAUGGAAUCAUGGUGAUAAAUUUAAAAAAAAAAAAAGAAAACCAGAAGCUGGCUUAGCUCUUCAAUUAUUCGAAGGAGCAGAUCGAGUAGGGCAACACAGAUCAGCAAGAUAGGUAGUGGUGAUUUGCUUCACGAUUUUGUGUUCUUAAAUAGGAGGGGAAAUCUGCUUUUAGCAGCCAAAAUUUUCUUUUGCUGCCAUCAGCUAAUUACAAUCGUAAAAACUUCUUGAAUUGUAAAAGAAGUUCUCUCGGUAUUAAUGAGUGUAAAGUAGUUUAGUACCCUCUUCCCACGUAAAAUAUUUUACACGGUACAGUGUAAAAUGUUUUUAAAAAAGUACCCUACAGUUUACACCAAAUAUUCAAAACAAACGGUGUAAAAUGUUCAUAUCCCCUCCCUCACUUUACACGCAAUUGAGGGAGGGGAUAAAUUCGGGCGAGCGUCCAGCUCGGGCCCUUAAUUCCCUCCCGUUUACUUUACAUCAUACCAAACGGGCCCUUGAUUCGGAGCAAUUGACGGCGAGCGUCCAUCACCGGAUUGUCUCCGCACGGUGAGGUAUCAGGGCGGGCGACGAGCAUCUUGCGAGGCCAUCUUCGAACAGAAGGGUUGGAUCUGCCACUCCACAGCUAUAAACACUCGGCCCACAGGCUGCUCGAAAUCAGCAAGCCAUCCUUCCGGCAGAUUCACAGCAAUCAGGGUUGGCUCCAGCAAAGCUACCUUGCAAGAGGCAACAAGUGCAAGAUGCACUGCAGUUGAAGCUAUUCAUGGACCGGGGAAGAAUUACGAUUGGAUUUUAUUAAGGACAUUUUGGCAAUUUUAUUUGACCUGUGUAUCUGCCUAGCCGUCAUUUUUGUGCAAAACCCGGAGGGAGAGAUUUUGAUGAUGGGAAGUGACUCAACAUGGGUUGGACGGAAAGCAGUGAGACGCCUUGGUGGGAUGUCGGAUGCCCUUUCUAUUGCCUCAGAUCUUGGCUUCGCCAUCUCUCCCCCUCCAUCACAGGAGGAGAUACAAAGUUUGUCCAGUGGCUCUGGUGAAAAGAGUGAUGACUUGAUAAGGGUUUUGAAGGAGCUCACCGACAUCCAAAGAAAAGUAGCAGACUUGCAAGUUGAGCUUCAGGGUAGGAAGGAGGACAAAAACGUCGCCCAUCUGACACAUGUUAGUGAAAUGGAGAAAAAGAUUGAAACUUUGGCCAGAAUCACCACUAUAUUGAAAGAUGUUAUUCAGAACAAGGACCGCAUUAUUGCUCGGCUUCAACAACCAUAUUCAUUAGAUUGCAUUCCAGUGGAAGCAGAAUAUCAGAAACAAUUUUCUGAGUUACUGAUGAGGGCUGCUAGCGACUACAGUGCAUUAACGGCAUCUGCGGCUGACUUUCAUUGGAGCCAAAAUUUUAGAGACCCACCAACAAUAUGGGCAGAAAUGCUUCGCCCUAUCCCUGUCGCCCUGGCUUCAUGCACCAGGUUCUUUGAAGCCAUGUCUGCAAUGAGGGAGUCAUUUGCCACACUUCAAGCGUUAAGGGUUGGUCCUUCAUCGUCCCUUGCCACGCCUAGCAAGGAUCUUUCCCAGAGAGGAGGAUCAAGGAAGAAUUCUGAUUGUGUGACUCCUCCACCCUGGAGAACCGAAACAAGUUUUAACGAUUUGGCCAUUAGAAGUGUGAGGCAUGAAAAAAGUGAGGAGCAAGAAGUUACUAGUGGUGGUGAAUAUGGUGGCAUUGUUGAGAGCCGUCAACUAUCAUGGCCUUCGCCUGUUUAAACAGUUGAUAUAUAGCUAUGUUAUGCCCAAAAUUAAUAUGGGACCAAUUGUGUAUCUAAUCAAAACUUAUUAUUCUAAUCAUUUCUUGUUUAUAGGGGAGUAGGGGACCAGUUGUAAUAUCACAUUGAUUAAACUUUGACCAAUUGUUUUAGCAUGUCCUGGGGCAAACAAGGCAACAAGCUAUGUGAGUGUGACUUUGAUAUGGAUGAUAAUGUUCAAAUUAGCUCAAUGUGUGCACCUUUUUAAAUUAGGCCCAAGCCUGGUUUAAA
This is a messenger RNA of Cuscuta epithymum, 2215 nucleotides long. Lineage: Eukaryota; Viridiplantae; Streptophyta; Magnoliopsida; Solanales; Convolvulaceae. The record is from the annotation of a GenBank genome assembly.